GCGGAAUUGCAGUGAACGGAACCCUUAUGAAUGAGUGUCUGAGCACUAAUGUUGAUGUCGUUAAUUAUUCCUCUAUUCUAGAUUAGCAAAUUUAGAUGUUCGCUCGUUCUCCCUUGGUGCAACGCGAUCCAUACAACAUGGAGCAACCUCCAGACGAGCAGUCUGGUCCAGCAAGGCCAGUCCUGGUAGUGCCUGCAGGUAGCGUCCCACAGCCGCCGACUACUGGACUACGUGGCACUCACAGGACUCGGAGAAGGAUGCGAUAUCAGCGGGAAGACCGAGCAAAUAGGAUCAUGGAAAACGAGUCCGUACCUGGAGGUACCUCAAAAGUGGAACCUUUGCUUUUGCACGAAGACAGAGGAGCAGGGGAGUCAGCAAGAAGGGGAAGUAGUAGAGACGGCUCAUCUGCUUCAGCCAGCACGCAUGAACUACUGUGUGUUGAUAUCUCCAAGAACAAGGACAUCAACGAGAUGGACACAGAUGCUCGAAGAAAACGAAGGGGAUCCUCUUCACCUGGUUCAACAGGUGCAGGAGCAAUGAAAUUUAGAGAAGGAGAGCAUUCUGCGCCGCUUGAGAAUCCAACAGCGUUAGUCUCUACCUCUGAAGUAGAGCAAGAUGAUGAAUCUAAAACUAGUGGACGUCCGGAUGAAAACAGUUACUGGCAUCGAUUUUCACAGCAGAAACUACGAGCAUGGCAGCCGUUGAUAACACCAGUGGGAGUUUUGCAGCUUUUCUACGCUACAGCGUUCAUUCUUUAUGAAUAAAUGUGAAAUUUGUGUUCAUUGACUCAAUCUCAACAUCCAUUAACUCCAAUAAAUCCAAGAAAGGACGAAAAACAUCUUCCCCGCUUCAUUCCCCCUUCGUCGUCGGCAUCGUCAUUAUUGCGACAGUAUCCGACGUCGUUAGAGUUGCCGUUGAUUACAGCGGUAUCGAUGCGCAGAGGAUACCGACGAAACUCUUGUUAAGGCUCAGCUUUCAAUGGUCACCAUUGAGAUUGGGGUCACUGAGAUCGAAGAAGCGACCUCCCCUUGAGAGUAGAACAGCGGAAAUAAAUGAAGGGAAAGGGGAGAGCUUCGAGGGGGGUCGCUUCCGUUCAGCAUCAGUGGCCGUUGAAUGCUGAGCUUUAAUCUUGGUUUCCAGUGGCAACGAGUUCCUCGAAGGCGAUCCACUGGAUGUAGAGGUCAAAUCCGUCCACCGCUUCGAGUCAGAUUCGACUUCGCUCACUGGCGGAUUGAAAGUUUACGAUCACCGGACGCAAACCACCAAGACCGAAAGCCAGGUACCGCAGAGUGAGAGGGAUACUUUGCUGCCGAAGAAAGCUAAAUUCCAAACGACGGUUUUCCAAAUAGAGUUGACAUUCAAGAGGGAGAUUCAGUUAUGGCUCAAGAUCUUCUAGAGAUCAGCUAGUAGUUGGAUCUCAAGAUGAAUCAGAUUCAGAUUCUUCAACAUGUUGGUGAUAAGAUCUUCAAUAUGCUCUAUAAUAAUAAUUAAGACCUUCAGGGCAAUUUUAACAUCAGGGAAAUCCGUAAAACUCAGAAGAGACUCAGGGAAGUCGUAGGACAAUUCCGAACCGACUAACGUCAUCAAUAAUUAAGACCUUCAAUUACUUAUAUGGUCUUCUCACCACUUAGAAAGUUUCUAGCACGUCCUCUACCCCCCACUCCACUUCUAAUCGGCGACAAAGACCUCUGGAUCUACUACGGUUUUCGUGGAUUUCAUCAGAAUCUGAGACGCUACGUCCACUCCAGAGACUCCACCCAGCUCUCUGUGUCCACUUACUUCUCGCCCGAGAGUUACCAGGAUGCGAUCGACGCGGGUGACAGCUGCGAAGAGGCAGUCAAGCAGACAGGCGAAGAUGGCUUUACCUACAAUCGGUAUCCAUGUGGUUUGACCGGGAAAGAGAUGAUGAAAGAUUCGGUGUUGCUGGAGGAAAGCGUCAGUGCCCUCGGUUCCCCACCAGUCUGGCGGAAAGUCAAAAUUGACGAUGACGUAGCAUCCAUAGGAUGGAAAGAACCGGAGUUGGAUAGCGGGAAAUUCUUCCAGAUGAAGCCGGAUUACAUACCGUCUGGAGUCCGAGUUCCCGGCACACCUGUUUUGCCUGCCUCCGCGUUGGACGGAAUGAGCGAUCAAGCACAACCAGUGUCGUUUCAGGAAAGGAGUAAGUUAAGAAUGGCAACGGCAAGAAGAGUAAAAACAUGAAUGGUUCUGGUAUUUGGUAACCUGAGUUUGAUCCUAAGGGAAAACAAGAAGAGAACCCUUAGGAUCAAACUCAGGCUAUACCAAAUACCAGAAGCAGAACCAUACAAAACAAAAAAAAGACUACAACUCUGACUGAAGAACCGUUGCUCACUCCCACGCGCACUCUCAACACAGAGCGUCCUCCGUUGUACUGUAAGUUUUUAUUGUGCCCAUGAUCUAUCAUGAUAUUCCCUCUACUCAAUAUUGCACCACAGUCUAAUCCUCAUCUUCGGCUCUACAACGGUCACGCAAGCCCAAGACGCGAUAUAUGAAAGCGAUGGUACUCUGAAGAAUCCCUCGUCAAGUGCGCAUCUUACUGCACUCAAUUCUCCUUCCAAACUAGCCACGUCCUUUGAGGAGGCUACAGACAUGUGGGUCAUCAGGGAGAUGCCACCUGUGUCCUGCGUCCAGAAGCAUGAUCCGGCAACUGGGUAUAAGACCAAUGUAGCACCACUCUACCUCGCGAGAAAGAAGCCGUUUCAUCCUGACAGUAAAUCAAGGCAAUGGGCUUGUGGAGCGUACUACAAACCUGGAGGGAUUACUACGCCGACGACAGCGGCGGAUGGCACAACGAUUUACACUGACGCAAGAUGGGAGCCUCAAGCCGAAGAGGCGGACAAAAGGAAAGGGCCUUUUAGGCCACUGUAUCCGGAUAAGUGUCAAUUUUUAAGGGUUCCCCUAUAAUGAAUGGUCCAUUUGCAGAGAACGAGAAGUCAUCCUAGUAGGAGAGAGGCUUUUCAAGAAAAAAAGUUCCCUGGGAUGAAUCUCAAGAUGGAUAAGGGUGAGCUCUAAGAUUUACCACAGUAGAAGACCCGGAUAUCAAAUCCGAUAUGUGGUUCAAUAGUGCGAAAUACGCGUCAACCUUUCCGACAUCGGAGAGCUUUUUUGUGGGGAAUCAGACGACUGCGUCAUCCUCGACCACCGCUGCAAGUUUAUGGUGAGAUUGAAUUGGCCAUUUGCUUCUAUUCUUCAUAAGUACAUCAAACUAGAAGCGAGUAAGAAUCCGUAGAUCAUACCCCUAGCAUACAACCCUUCGGUAUGAUCCACGUCCGUUCUGAACGUGACGGAAGCACUGACUCCUUAUUCCUUUCAUCCGUGCUCGAACUGAAAUCCUAUCACUCUAAUCAACGGAACGCCCGUCUCACUCGAGUACUUUUACGAAGCGCAGAUGUGCAGUGCCUGGGGACCGGAGUAUGAACUAGUCGAACGCAGACACUGGGGAGUAGAAUCACCGCAUUUCACGAUCUGGUACCAUAUUGCGGCAACGAACGUUUUCACGAAGCUGUGGGGAAAAGUCAACAAGAGCAGACCGGAUUUGGUUAUGUUGAUGAUGGGUUUUCAUUUUGUCUGUGAUGAAUAUGUGAGAAUUUAGUUGGAAAGAAAGAGGUCUAUUUCUGGAUUUUGAAGUAGUCUUGGUCCGUAGAUGAACACGACAUUCUCGCAAGUGAAACGACCAGCAGCACUAGAAACUCUAAACCGGCAUCCACACCCGCCAACCAGACCUCGGCCAUCCCGGCAGGUGCAACAGUUGGACGACAUUUGCGGCUGACCAUCUAUUCUCGCUUCAACGUGGGUAGCGAAAUCACAAAAGAAGUGGUGCUGGGUACUAGCAGUUGGGUAGGCGGUCGAAAUCGACGUCUUGGCUUUUUCUACCUCGCUGCAGCCGGUGUGGUUUUGCUGGCAGCCUUCUACUUCACUCACAUCUACGUGGUGUAUUCGCGAAGGCUAGGAGAUGUGCGUUAUUUAGGUUUCGCGAGAAGCCAUAAGCUGUAGGGCGUGGAGACGGUGCGUUAUUUAGGUUUCGCGCGAAGCCAUAAGCUGUAGGGCGUGGCGACGGUGCGUUAUUUAGGUUUCGCGAGAAGCCAUAACCUGUACGGCGUGGAGACGGCACUUCCUGUACAACAAAGCCUGAGGCCGACGUCUGCGAAACAAUUUGUCUACUUUACUGUAGUUGUAGAGGUGCUUGCAUCUACUUCGUAAUAACUCAGCAUGAUGCUCCUUGCUUUCACCAAAAAUUGAUAUCACAUGUCACGGCUCCACUGACUUUCGUUGUUUUUGCUAUAUUUGUUCGAAUCCUCCGCUUGUACUAGAUGUACUAGGAUGGGCAAAGAAACCCAAUGAUCCGAAACCUAAACCAUGACUGAGCAUUAUUUUUAGAAGCGGAG
This is a messenger RNA of Amoebophrya sp. A25, 4403 nucleotides long. The record is from the annotation of a GenBank genome assembly. Lineage: Eukaryota; Dinophyceae; Syndiniales; Amoebophryaceae.